UAUACCACAGGAUUUAUGAAUCACAUCACUAUGGUGUCUACCCGUGGAGUGAGAGUUAAGUUCAGUGAAGGAGAGAGAGUGCUGUGCUAUGAACCUGAUCCCACCAAGGCUAAAGUAUUGUAUGACUCAAAAGUCCUUGAAGUAGUAUUUAACAAAGAUAACAAAGGCCGGAAGCAAGUUGAAUAUUUGAUCCACUUUCAGGGAUGGAAUGCAUCAUGGGAUCGUUGUGUCUCUGAAGACUUGGUUCUCAAAGACACAGAGGAGAAUAGGGAGCUGCAACGCCAGCUGGCAGACAAAGCCCAUAUCAAAUUUAAAGACAGGAAGCGCAAGAGACGGCUCUCGGAAACAAUACGAGAAACAAUCGAGAGAGAAAAACGAAAACGAGAACAGCAGGAAGAAUCUGAAACAAGCUCUCAGACUGGUACAACGGGCACAGAAGAGGAUGAUCUUGCUUCUGCAACCUCAGAAGUUGAAAGCACCACCGCUGAGGAGGAGGAGGAGGAAGAGGAGGAGAGUGACGAGGAGACAAUAGAGCGCCUCUUCCCCAUCAGCAUCCCAGAGAACCUCAAAUAUGUCUUAGAGAAAGAUCGUCAGAAUAUUAAUGAUAAGGAUAUGCUUCUAGACCUACCAACUGAAAACACAGCCUUGAACCUAUUAGAAAAUUAUGUGAAAUUUUUCGCUGUCCGUUACCUGGCUCGCACAAAAGAAAAAAGGAGAAGCGAGGUCAAAGAGAAGGACAAAACUUUCCUGACCCUGGACUUGUGCAAAGAGGUAAUGGAUGGAAUUCGUAUUUGUUUUGAUUUCCACAUUGAAACACAUCUUUUGUAUGCGAAAGAACGAAGACAAGCGGAGCGUCUAAGGAGUGCGCAGCCACUCUAUGCAAAAAGAUAUUUAGAACCAACAAAAGACUUAUCACUGGCUGUUGAUGAUAAAGAAAACUUUGAGGGCAUGACAAUAAACAAAGAAGAGCCAGAAGUAGAAGAAGGGAAGUCAAAGGUGGAUAAAGCCUCAAAGGAAGAGGAAAGAGCCAAAGAUACACCAGGGCGGCGUCAGCUGCGUUCAAAGAGACCACUUUCUGGGGACUCAAGUAGUACUGAGAAGGAGAAGAACCUUACAAAUUUAGCAUGUGAAUCUGGCCGUAGUACCCCAACUACUGUUACCUCUGGUGCAAGCAUAGCAGGGAUUGGUGGCUUGGCAAGAACAGAUUUCACUUUGCCACUGAGUUAUCGUUCAAUUCAGCCACAUCUACAAGACUGGACAUUGCUCCCAGAGACACACCGAGACCCUCCUCCUCCUUCACUUAUCUAUGGCCCUUUACAUCUACUAAGGCUGUUCGAUGUUGGGAAUACAUUGGAAUUUUUAUCACUGAUGACUAGUUUUUGCAGUUUUUAGAGCAAGUUUAUUUAUAUCACUGAUGGAGUAUCCAUCCUUUCCUGGAAAGAAGAUUGCUUUAGGAUUUACCUAGAUAUUGGGUAUUUUGAUGUAUGUUACAUGCAUUAAAAUGCCAUUAAACAUACAUCUUAUUAACUUCGUAGAAUUACAACAGAUAUGUGAUUGUGUAUCUCCUUAUCAUUUUAUAGACGUGUUUUUAUAAACCUUAAAAUAAUCAGCCUUUUGUUGUUCUUGUAUGAAAAUGUAGAUGAGGAAGAGACUCCUAGAAAUGUUGACUGUUGAUGAUUUGAAUUAAAAGUUAGUUUUAGAAACAGUCUUUUGGUAAACAAAGUUGUUUUGUCAUAGGCUAAUAAACUCAUAAGGAAAUGUAAGUAACUUUUUGCAUUGGCAUUCAUCAGAUUUAGAAAUAACACUAUAGCAACAUGCUGCUGUUAACUGAGACUUUCUUCCAGAUUGUAGUUGUGUGUAUCUGAACAAGUAUUAAAAAUUCUGGAUUAUUUUUUAAUUGUUUUGUUAUUAUUACUGAUAUUAAUUUUGAAUUUACUGUUUUUGUUAUAUUUAUUGAAUAUGGGCCACAGUAUUCUUCAAGUACAUUAUAGUAGACAAGACGAGUGAAUGUUACACAGCUCUUUUUGUAAAAUAAUGAUAUUUAUGUAUGUGAUCCACAAAAUAAAAAUGUUAGUAUUGA
This is a messenger RNA of Penaeus monodon (black tiger shrimp), 2080 nucleotides long. RefSeq names its product male-specific lethal 3 homolog (gene msl-3). Gene Ontology annotation, cellular component: MSL complex; nucleus; NuA4 histone acetyltransferase complex. The record is from RefSeq and is a predicted model, not a curated record. Gene Ontology annotation, biological process: chromatin organization; regulation of DNA-templated transcription. Lineage: Eukaryota; Metazoa; Arthropoda; Malacostraca; Decapoda; Penaeidae.